This is a messenger RNA of Cercocebus atys (sooty mangabey), 2328 nucleotides long. RefSeq names its product transmembrane protease, serine 4 (gene TMPRSS4). The coding region runs from base 887 to 1774 and encodes 295 amino acids. The transcript has 11 exons. The record is from RefSeq and is a predicted model, not a curated record. Gene Ontology annotation, cellular component: membrane. Gene Ontology annotation, molecular function: protein binding; serine-type endopeptidase activity. NCBI's taxonomy places the organism in Eukaryota, Metazoa, Chordata, Mammalia, Primates, Cercopithecidae. Gene Ontology annotation, biological process: proteolysis.
CAUAUGUAUCCACCCCCUGCUUUGAAGAGAACCUUAUUCUAAGAGUGAAAGGGGAGAUGAACUCAGCCCCCAUCUAUUCCAGAUGGCUUCUAUCCCAGGUGACUUCUUCUAGAGGGAGCGCACAGUGGCACAUGUUCCUAACCCACGCAGGCAAUUUGCAGGGCCGCCACGCCCCCUGCCCCCUCCUUCCCAUCUUCUGCAGAUUGCAAGCUGAGUGGCUCUGAGCAGCGGCUGGAAGAACAGGGAGAGUUUCUGCUUGUGAGGAGGGGAGAAAGAGGAGGCAGCAGAGAAGACCCCCCAGGCAGCUGGCACCUGGCCCCCUUCAGCCUGGCCUUCACCAUGGCUAGUGCCUGAGGCCCAGUGUGGUCUUGAGCAGGCCUCUCUGCCUCAGGCCCUUAUCCGUGAUAAAGAAGAUUCAACUGAAGGAGCAGGGAUGUGGGUCGUUUUCGGCUCCCACAUCUUAUGAUGGAGUCAUUGCCUUUGUUAUCCACAUGAGCACAGCAGGUUACUGACUGCAACUUUUCACAGCAAGAAGUAGGGCACUGGGGACCAGACUAGGAAUCAGGACACCUGAGACAGGGAUCCUGGCUCUGCCACUUGCUGCUGCGUGACCUUGAUCAAGGUGAUUCUGGAUAAAUACUACUUCCUCUGCGGGCAGCACCUCCACUUCAUCCCAAGGAAGCAGCUGUGUGACGGGGAGCUGGACUGUCCCUUGGGAGAGGAUGAGGAGCACUGUGUCAAGAGCUUCCCCGAAGGGCCUGCAGUGGCAGUCCGCCUCUCCAAGGACCGAUCCACCCUGCAGGUGCUGGACCCGGCCACAGGCAACUGGUUCUCUGCCUGUUUUGACAACUUCACAGAAGCUCUGGCCGAGACAGCCUGCAGGCAGAUGGGCUACAGCAGCAAACCCACUUUCAGAGCUGUGGAGAUUGGCCCAGACCAGGAUCUGGAUGUUGUUGAAAUCACAGAAAACAGCCAGGAGCUUCAUGUGAGGAACUCAAGUGGGCCCUGUCUCUCAGGCUCCCUGGUCUCCCUGCACUGUCUUGCCUGUGGGGAGAGCCUGAAAACCCCCCGUGUGGUGGGCGGGGAGGAGGCCUCUGUGGAUUCUUGGCCUUGGCAGGUCAGCAUCCAGUACGACAAACAGCACGUCUGUGGAGGGAGCAUCCUGGACCCCCACUGGGUCCUCACAGCAGCCCAUUGCUUCAGGAAACAUACCGAUGUGUUCAACUGGAAGGUGCGGGCCGGCUCAGACAAACUGGGCAGUUUCCCAUCCCUGGCUGUGGCCAAGAUCAUCAUCAUUGAAUUCAACCCCAUGUACCCCAAAGACAAUGACAUCGCCCUCAUGAAGCUGCAGCUCCCACUCACUUUCUCAGGCACGGUCAGGCCCAUCUGCCUGCCCUUCUUUGAUGAGGAGCUCACUCCAGCCACCCCACUCUGGAUCAUUGGAUGGGGCUUUACAAAGCAAAAUGGAGGGAAAAUGUCUGACAUACUGCUGCAGGCGUCAGUCCAGGUCAUUGACAGCAUACGGUGCAAUGCAGACGAUGCGUACCAGGGGGAAGUCACCGAGAAGAUGGUGUGUGCAGGCAUCCCGGAAGGGGGUGUGGACACCUGCCAGGGUGACAGUGGUGGGCCCCUGAUGUACCAAUCUGACCAGUGGCAGGUGGUGGGCAUCGUUAGCUGGGGCUAUGGCUGUGGGGGCCCGAGCACCCCAGGAGUGUACACCAAGGUCUCAGCCUAUCUUAACUGGAUCUACAAUGUCCGCAAGGCUGAGCUGUAAUGCUGCUGCCCCUUUGCAGUGCUGGGAGCCGCGCCCUUCCUGCCCUGCCCACCUGGGGAUCCCCAAAGUCAGACACAGAGCAAGAGCCCCCUUGGGUACACCCCUCUGCCUACAACCUCAGCAUUUCUUGGAGCAGCAAAGGGCCUCAAUUCCUGUAAGAGACCCUCACAGCCCAGAGGCGCCCAGAGGAAGUCAGCAGCCCGAGCUCAGCCACACUUGGUGCUCCCAGCAUCCCAGGGAGAGAUGCGGCCCACUGAACACGCCAGCCUGCAGGCCAAGGUCUCAGGGGUAUUGCUAAGCCGAGAAGGAACUUUCCCACACUACUGAAUGGAAGCAGGCUGUCUUGUGAAAGCCCAGAUCACUGUGGGCUGGAGAGGAGGAGGAAAGGGUCUGUGCCAGCCCUGUCCGUCUUCACCCAUCCCCAAGCCUACUGGAGCAAGAAACCAGUUGUAAUAUAAAAUGCACUGCCCUACUGUUGGUGUGAUUACUGUUACCGACUGUUGUUAUUGUUAUUACAGCUAUGGCCACUAUUCUUAAAGAGCUGUGUGACAUCU